Molecule: messenger RNA, 1893 nt
Organism: Oryza brachyantha (malo sina)
Lineage: Eukaryota; Viridiplantae; Streptophyta; Magnoliopsida; Poales; Poaceae
Product: RING-H2 finger protein ATL1-like
Exons: 1
Coding region: 187-1083 (298 amino acids)
Biological process (GO): protein ubiquitination
Molecular function (GO): transferase activity
Source: RefSeq, a predicted model, not a curated record
UACAUCGAUACCGCCUCCACCUGCAGCUCGCUUCCUUGGAUCACUCGCGACUCCAGCUCCAACCUCACGCAGCCUCCGCUUAAUUCUGCCCUCCGUCUCUCUCCUAUUUGUUUCUUUGAUCGAUUGCUCGAUCGGGGAUCGCACGAGCAUUGUGUUGGCCGGCGCCGGCGGGGCUUGCAGCUAGCUAUGGAUGCGGCGGGCGUGGCGGGUGCGCCCAUGGCGUCGCCGCCGCCGUACGACAACCCGUCCGCGGGGUUCCCCAUCGCGAUCGUCAUCGCCAUCGGGUUCAUGGUCACCUCGCUCAUCCUCGCCAGCUACUACUUCCUCGUCGUCCGCUGCUGGCUACGCGGCACGGGCGGCGGCGCGGCCGGGGGCGGGGCCGGCGGCCUGCUGCACCGCUCGCGCCGCGAGAGCGCGGUGGAGCGGGUCUCCGCGGUGUUCUUCGCCGACUACGAGUCCGAGCUCGGCGGCGGGCUCGACCCGGACGUCGUGGCGGCGCUCCCCAUCGUCAAGUACCGCGCGCGCCGCGCCGGGAAGUCGCCGUCGGCGCAGGAGUGCGCCGUGUGCCUGUCGGAGUUCGUCCGCGACGAGCGCCUCAAGCUGCUGCCCAGCUGCUCCCACGCGUUCCACAUCGACUGCAUCGACACCUGGCUCCACCACAACGUCAGCUGCCCGCUCUGCCGCACGGUGGUCACCGGCGCGGCCGGCCUCGUCGUCCGCGACGACCAGUACGACGCGUCCAGCCGGGAGCUGGCCGGCGAGAGGCGCAUCGACGCCGCCGGGAGGAUGGGCCACGGGAGCUCGUGCAGGUUCCCUAAGAGCGGCGCCUCGCAGGAGCCAAUCCGGCGAUCCUUCUCCAUGGAUUGCUUCCUAGGCGAUCUCGGCCGGAAACCGCCGCCGCCGCCGCCGCGGAAGGAGCCUACAGACCCGGAGGCCGGGCCGAGCAGCAGCAUCGUCGUGCCCACGGGGGGCACCGCCGUCGCCGCCGGCGAGACCAGCGGGCGGUUCCGGCGGCUGCUGUCGUCGUUCGGGCUCGGCCGGAGCUCGCGGAGCACGGUGCUGCCCAUCCACCUCGACCCGUGAACCACCUCGGGUUCGUGCCACUUAAUUAACUCGCUCUUACCGCUUAAUUAAUCUGAGUAAGCCUUUGUGCCACUUGUGUGCGUGCAAUGUGUACAGCAAUGAUAGCAGAUUUGCGUUUAGAAUUUUGCCGUCUCCAUUGAUUACUUCUUGGCCUCUUGCAUCCCAAGUGUUCCCGGCAUGACAUGUCAAUCUUCCGUACGUGAUUGAUCGAUGUUAAUUAGUAGUUGGUACAUCAGAUAGUUUUUCUUUUUCAUUUUUCGGAUCAGAUGUCAAGUGUAUAACAUUGCCAUUCAUUAACCACGCGUGAAAUCGCAGCAUUACUUUUUUCUGUGAACUACACCCAAAAAAAGCAUGCAAGUGUUCAAAAGAGGACGAGGGAUGCAAACCCGUAAUCCUGCCAAGUCUGUGCGUGGUUUGUACUUGACACAAACAUUUUUGCUUGGCUUCAAAAACAAGUCUGGAUGGUGGCCAUGACAAGAUCAAGCGAAGGGACGUGCGAAGAUAUUACCAAUCUCUCCCCAAACACUGCAAUCUCCAUGUCAAUAUCACAAAGGUAGAGAGCUAUCAAUCUUAUGUAAUCCACACAUCAUCACCACUUUUGUUGAGUGAUCAAUUAUCAGAUCAUUAGCAAAGAUUAAUAAAGUAAGCAAUUAUACCAGCUAGCCAGCAGACAGACAACUACAAGCUACUGAAACAUUUUGUCAAACAAAACCACAUUAGCUUCUUGGCCUAACCAAAACAUUACACCCAGUAGGAGUAGUAUAUACACACACUGAUAGUUGCAUUAUGAAGCCGACAAGUUGCAGAGUU